This is a messenger RNA of Morchella sextelata, 1743 nucleotides long. RefSeq lists its product as uncharacterized. The transcript is spliced from 6 exons. Gene Ontology annotation, cellular component: nucleus. NCBI's taxonomy places the organism in Eukaryota, Fungi, Ascomycota, Pezizomycetes, Pezizales, Morchellaceae. Gene Ontology annotation, biological process: mRNA pseudouridine synthesis; tRNA pseudouridine synthesis. The record is from RefSeq and is a predicted model, not a curated record. Gene Ontology annotation, molecular function: RNA binding; pseudouridine synthase activity. Bases 1 to 1743 code for a protein of 580 amino acids.
AUGUCGGACAACAAUGAGACUUCGAAUUCAGCUGUGGCAGCUUGCCCGCCAAACCCUUCCCAGAUAUCCUCCAGCGAGGGCGGCCAUGACAAGAAAACUAACGACAACCACGACAGAAACCGACGUGGUAGCGGCAGAAGCCGGGGAAGAGGUGGUGGCAGAGGUCGGAAUGGCAGCUGGACUGAUAAACCGAAUAGAGAGAAACGGGCUCGCGAUGACCAAGGAAGAGCCGCUUACAAUCAUAGCACCAAAAAACAGCGCUCCUAUGGGCAAGGCACUGAGGAAAACAAAGUAGAAGGGUUAGAUGAAGAAAAGGAAGAGAGAAAGCCCAAACGUAAGGUUGCAGUCCUUAUCGGAUAUUGCGGAACCGGGUACAGAGGAAUGCAGUUGAAUCCACCGCAUAAAACUAUUGAAAGCGAUAUAUUUGAAGCCUUUGUCAAAGCUGGCGCAAUAUCAAGAGCCAAUUCCAAUGAUCCAAAGAAGUCAUCCCUUGUUCGUUGCGCACGUACAGACAAAGGCGUCCAUGCUGCUGGAAAUGUAAUCUCUUUGAAGCUCAUAAUUGAGGACCCUGAUAUAGUGCAGAAGAUUAACGCCGAACUUCCCGAACAAAUCCGUGUAUGGGGAAUCCUACGCACCCUUGGCUCUUUCAGCUGCUACCAAAAGUGUGAUAGCAGGAAAUACGAAUACCUUCUUCCGACCCAUUGUUUUCUACCACCGCACCCAAAAACAUUCCUUGCACAAAAACUCAGAAGCAUUGCCGAGAAAGAAGGAGAUCUUGAAGGCUUACUUGAGAGGCAAAAGGAAGUUGAUGGAUGGUGGGAUGAAGUCGAUGACAAGGUCAGGAAGCAACUCAAAGAUGAAGACCCGGAAUUAUUCAAGAAGGCCAUGUAUGAAGAAAGCGAGUCGGACAAAGAAGUCGUGCUGGGUAAUGAUGGGCGGCUCAGAAGCAGGUCUCCAGACGUAGACAUAAACAUGGGACCCAUGGAGAUUGAGGGAAAAAUCAAGAGCGAGGCGGAAAAGGUUGAGGAAUUGCGCUAUAAGAUUAGGGCUGUCCAUCGAGUAGAAAAGAGGGCAUACCGGAUAUCCCAGGAGCGCCUGGCGAGAGUCAGGGAGGCGUUUAAGGCCUACGAAGGCACUAAAAACUUCCACAAUUAUACUAUUAAUAAAACCUUCUAUGAGGCAAGCUCUAAGAGGCAUAUCAAGUCCUUUGAGGUCUUGGAUCCGAUCAUCAUUAAUGACACAGAAUGGGUAUCUCUGCGAGUCCAUGGUCAAUCUUUUAUGAUGCACCAGAUCAGGAAAAUGGUCGGUAUGGCAAUGAUGGUUGUCCGCACAGGCUGCCCUAUUGAACGUAUCGAGCAAACUUUCAGAUCUAGAAAAAUCACCAUUCCUAAAGCACCAAGUUUAGGGCUUCUUCUUGAGUAUCCCGUCUUCGAAAGCUACAACAAGAGUGCUGUAGAAGCACAUUCUCGAGAGCCGAUUAACUUCACUUUAUAUUCGAAGGAGAUUGAUGCGUUCCGCGAGAAAAUGAUCUACUCUAAACUUUUCGAGGAUGAAAGAAAUGGCAAUAUAUACACUGGAUUCGUCCACUUUUUAGACUCAUUUAAGAGCCCACAUUUCACCUACUUAUCUUCUACAGGGUUCAAAGCUCUUGAUGAAGAGCUUGAAGCACAAAGAAAUAUUAAUGAUGAGAUGGUGGCUGAUUCCGAGGAUGAAGAUGCUGGGUCUGAUGCUGAAGCUGGUUAA